CGCGCCCGUCAGGAAGUGACGUGUCGAGCGGAGCCAGAGGAAGUUUGUGCGGGCGCUGGGAGAGAAAGUUUCCCCGGAGCUGAGGCGCUUGGAGCGGGAAGAAUCCAGACGGAGCCGCCGCUGCUGCACCGGAGCUCACCAGCCGAUAAAACGCGUCGAGCGGCGGGUGGAUGUGGUUUGGGGCUGCGGUGGAUCCGUGUGUCCGUGUGAUCGUCUGCCUCUCCGCCGAGGGAUGGGGAAGGAGCAGGAGCUGCUGGAGGCGGCGCGCACUGGGAAUCUGGCCGCCGUUGAGAAGCUCCUGUCCGGGAAGCGGCAGUCGGCCGGGUCGGGCUCCGCCGGUGGAGCGGGAUCCUCCGGGAAUGUCGGUACUGGCGGACACAGCUCUUCCCACACGCUCUCCAGUCUGCUCAGUAUCUGGAGGGGCCCGAAUGUGAACUGUGUGGACAGCACUGGAUACACUCCUCUACACCACGCGGCUCUCAAUGGACACAGUGAGGUUGUGGAGCUGCUUCUGCGUAAUGAAGCUCUGACGAACAUCGCUGAUAAUAAAGGCUGCUUCCCACUGCAUCUGGCGGCCUGGAAAGGAGACCAGCGCAUCGUCAAAAUGCUCAUCCAUCAGGGGCCAUCGCACCCCAAACUCAACGAACAGAGUUCUGUAGAUGAGUUCAAACGCUGCGGCCCCUUUGACCCCUAUAUUAAUGCCAAGGUGCUGAAGAUCACGUUAUUGGGCCACAGGAAGCGCAUCAUCGCAUCACUCGCUGAACGGCCCUAUGAGGAGCCUCCAGUCAAACCACCGCGCCUCUCUCAGAUCAGAUGUCAGGAUCUGGUGUCUCAGACGUCGUCUCCUCUCAGUCACUCAGACUCCUACACUCGCUCUAUGGACCCGCUUUUACCUGCAGGGGACUCUGGGAAGAGGAGAGGGCCGGAUUCAGAGUAUGACCUGGCCAUCCGGCAGCGGCCCAAUGACAGAACGCAGACGCAGGAGCGAUAUGAGGACCGGCAGCGCCUGACCCUGCGGCCCCCGAGUCUGGCAGCCCCAUACACCCCCGUCCAGAACUGGCACCAUCAGCCUGAGAAGCUGAUCUUUGAGGCCUGCAGUUACGAGGCCAACUAUCUGGGCUCGAUGCUCAUUAAAGAGCUCAGAGGAACGGAGUCGACGCAGGACGCCUGUGCUAAAAUGAGGAGGUCGACAGAACAGAUGAGGAAGAUCCCCACUAUCGUUCUCUCCAUCACAUACAAGGGCGUGAAGUUCAUCGAUGCUGCCAAUAAGAACAUCAUAGCAGAGCAUGAGAUCAGGAACAUCUCGUGUGCGGCUCAGGACCCGGAGGAUCUCUGCACCUUCGCCUACAUCACUAAAGAUCUGCUGAGCAGCCAUCACUACUGCCACGUCUUCAGCACCGUCGACGUGAACCUGACCUAUGAGAUCAUCCUGACGCUGGGACAGGCGUUUGAAGUGGCCUAUCAGCUGGCACUGCAGGCCCAGAGGAGCCGCCAGCAGCAGAGCUCAGCCGGAGCAGCAGAACUGAUCGACACCAAGAGCAGCAGACCCGUCCCCAAACCACGGGCCAGCAUGCGCAAGUCUGGGGUGGAGGCGAUGGAUGUGGAAGCUCCCGGUCAGAGCAGCGCUUCCUGGAUCCUGGACUCCAAAGACCCCAAACGCACCGUCAGCACCAAGCGUCGACAGCAGUGAGGCGCUGAUGAAGACCGCUCUUCCUCCUCCUCAGUUUGAGCUGGAUUACUCUAACAUGUAGCAGCAGAUUGAAAAGUCAGUUCUGCCAAGGAUUAUGGAAAGAGGCACUUUCUGUGAAUACAGUACAUUUUGGUGCACCUUUAUUGUUUAGGCAGUAAAUGCUCAUAUUGCUUAUUUAGAGGGGAAUCUCUCGCAAAUACAUGUCAGAAUUAUUCACCCUCCUGUAAAAUCAUUA
Danio rerio (zebrafish) is the source of this 1925-nucleotide messenger RNA. Lineage: Eukaryota; Metazoa; Chordata; Actinopteri; Cypriniformes; Danionidae. The record is from RefSeq and is a predicted model, not a curated record.